UAUCAUGAAAGACGACCCUCUUGUGAUGGCACGUCAAGAACAAGAGCGUCUGAGCAAGCUUGAAAUGUUGAAACGUCGUGGAAAGGGACCGCCUAAGAAGGGCCAGGGCAAGCAGGCUAAGAAACGCAACAAAUAGAGAAUGGGGUUUAGCAGAGGCGAUCUUGUUGAAGUUGGAAGCAAAGAAGAUGGAUUUCUGGGUUCUUAUUAUGAGGCAAUUGUUGUAUGUCAACCACUCAAGAAAGAUUACAUCGUGCAGUAUAAAACCCUAUUGAAAGAUGAUCAAUCUGGUCCCCUGACGGAGUUUGUUACCCACUCAGAACUCCGGCCAGUUCCGCCGGUGAUUCCGGUGAGUAGAUUUAAUUUGAAUGAUCAAGUUGAUGCGUUUGGUAAUGAUGGAUGGUGGGUUGGAAGAAUUACUGGUAAAAUUGGGAGUAAGUAUUUUGUGUAUUUUGAAUCUAGUGGAGAUGAAUGUGGGUAUUUUAUAAGUGAUUUGAGAGUUCAUCAAGAUUGGAUUGAUGGGAAAUGGGUUUGUUCAAAAGAGAUUGUAAAUUGUGAUUGAAUCAAUAGUGUUUC
Solanum stenotomum is the source of this 573-nucleotide messenger RNA. RefSeq names its product protein AGENET DOMAIN (AGD)-CONTAINING P1-like. Lineage: Eukaryota; Viridiplantae; Streptophyta; Magnoliopsida; Solanales; Solanaceae. The transcript has 2 exons. The record is from RefSeq and is a predicted model, not a curated record. The coding region runs from base 140 to 559 and encodes 139 amino acids.